UGCAGCUCCCCGGAGCACAGGGGUGACCGCCCGACGCCGGCUUUCCCGGGGGAGGUGCGGUUCCUCCCUACGCGGGGCUUGCAUGCUCCGGCGGGAAAGCCCAGCUCCUCGUCGGGGUUGUCGGUCUAAGCUGGCUUUGCCCGGCCCCGGAGCAGAGUGCAGGUAUUUCUGGCGAGCUGUUAUCGCUUACAAGGGACUUCAGAGAAUGACCUGAGCCAACCUCCGAAGGAUCGGCAUUGCACGGGGGCAGCGGUGGUAGCAGCCAUACAAAGGCUUGGAGGAAAUGUUCUGAAUGGACGAUGAAAUGAAGCAUUUCUGCCUGCAAGGGGAAGUUGUAUGAGAAGAAUUUGCUGUAGCGAAGCAGCAGCACCCCGCUGGGCUCCUGGCUCCAGCUACUAUGGCCCAAUCCAGGGUCUGGAAUAGCAUCAAAUCCAUGCUGAGAAAGAACGAUGACCCCUUGUUCUUGAACGACUCCAGUGCCUUUGAUUUUUCAGAUGAAGUGGGGGAGGAGGACUUCCCCCGGUUUAACAAGUUGCGAGUUGUGGUUUCUGAUGACACUUCGGAUGCAGCUCCGGACAGACCUGUCAAUGGGGCUCACCUAGGUCUGCAGUCCGAUGACGACUCCUUGCUGGACCGGGAUAUUGCUCUGCGGAGCACACAGACUAGCUCCCCCAGGACGGACCCUUGUAGCAAUUGCAGUAAACAGAGGGAACUAUCAAAACAGAGGAAGGUGAAAAAACAGCUGAUCCUGGCUGCCGUUCUCUAUCUCUUCUUUAUGAUUGGAGAGCUCAUAGGUGGAUAUGUUGCUAAUAGUCUAGCAAUCAUGAUGGAUGCACUUCAUAUGCUAACUGACCUCAGUGGUAUUCUUUUGACUCUGCUUGCUUUGUGGCUGUCUGCAAAAUCUCCCACAAAAAAGUUCACCUUUGGAUUUCACCGCUUAGAGGUGUUGUCAGCCCUUGUUAGUGUAUUGCUGGUAUAUAUCCUAAUGGUGGUGUUCUUAUAUGAAGCUGUUCAAAGAACUAUCCAUAUGGACUAUGAAAUUAAUGGAGAUAUAAUGCUCAUUACAGCAGCUGUUGGCGUUGCAGUAAACUUGAUAAUGGGAUUUCUACUGAAUCAGUCAGGUCACCUUCAUUCCCAUUCACACUCCCAAGUACCUGCAUCAAACACUCCUAACACAGCCCACGGGCAUAGCCAGGGACACAGCAGCCUUGCAGUGAGAGCAGCAUUUGUACAUGCCCUGGGGGACUUGGUACAGAGUAUUGGUGUGCUUGUAGCUGCAUACAUCAUACGUUUCAAGCCAGAAUACAAGAUUGCUGACCCUAUAUGUACUUACAUAUUCUCAAUACUUGUGGUUUUUACAACAGUCCGAAUCAUACGGGACACAGGCGUUAUUAUACUGGAAGGGGUUCCAAAGCAUUUGAAUGUGGACCGCAUUAAAGAAGACUUAAUGAAAAUUGAAGAUGUUUAUUCAAUAGAAGAUUUGAAUGUUUGGUCUCUCACAGCAGGAAAAACUACUGCCAUAGUCCACUUGCAAUUAGUUCCAGGAAGUUCACGUAAAUGGGAGGAAGUUCAGUCCAAGGCCAGACACUUGCUGCUGAACACAUUUGGAAUGUAUAAAUGCUCUGUCCAGCUUCAGAGUUACAAGCAUGAAGUAAACAAAACCUGUGCAGGUUGUCAGAGUUCCAGUGCCUAAUUUCAUACAUUUUGGGAACUGCUGCCUUAUUCUUUAUCUUGUAGUCAAAGACUAAAGAGCAAUAAAUGAAAAACUAACAUGAUUGAAUGGAAUCCCUUAUGUGUGGAGUUGUACCAGUAUUUGAUGCCAGAGGGAGAACUGGUACUGCAAAAAGUGCAGGAGGUACCCUACAGAUAAAUGUAUUUGCUCUCUCUCGCUCUGACCAAUUUAUUGUCAGUUCGAUAUGAUUUUCAGACAAAGAUGUUUCCACAAUAUUGUUUACAGGUUGUGAUAUGGCUCUGCAGAUACCUCAUCAAUUACACUUCAAUAUUGUCCUUUGUCAAUUGUGUACCACUAAUGUACCUGCGUUCCAAAUGGAGCAUAAAGAAUUCAGUAUUUGACUUAAAAACUUUUUAAAAGUUGAUUACGUCAGGGGUCCAUAACACUUAAAGAUCCCUAAAGUAGUUAUACAGUAUUUUUGUAAUACAGUUUUUAAUAUAUUAUCUUGGAAGGUGGUGGAAACAGUGCUAGCUAAACCAUUUGAUAAACUGUCUUCAGAAAAUUGCCAAAUAUAGAAUUUACUGCACCCAUACCAGAAAUUUAGAUGUAAUGCAGGCAUUCAAAGGUCCAAAUCAAGAGGUCCUUACCCAGGCAAAAUUUCCAUUGUCUAAUUAGAGACUUCAGAACUGGACCCAAAAUGUUUUAAGUGAUCAGUUAUCUUUCAUGUAUUUUAGUAUGGCAUGUAUACCUUAGAAGCACUUAUUUAUUUAAUAAAGUUUUGACUCUUAAGAUGAUUUUAUUAUUAAUGAAAUUGAAUGUGUAAAACAUUUUAACUUGAUUCAAGGGCCAAUUAAUUAGCAUUCAUUCUAAUUAGAAUUAAUAAAUGUGCUGUAGGAAACAUUUUUCAUGAUUAUUUUGCAUUGUGAAAAGAAAAUUAUAGAAACUAUGUUAACUAUGAAGAUACUGUCAAAUAAUCAGACAUGCAACACACAUAGAUAUUCUAACAGGAAAGUAGAGAGGAGAGAUUUCAGAUAUAUUCCCCAAACUUAGAAUUUUAAUAAUCUGUUAAUUUCAUUUUUGCAUUUCCUUUAGAGAAAUACAUUCUGUGCAUGAUGUAUGAUGUCCAGGUUCCCAUGGAACUGAGUCUCACAGGCUCUCCAUAAAUCCUCUGCACUUUGACUUUAUAAGGGCAAAUUUAAACUCAGUCUCUCUGAUCUGCCUGUGGUUACAGCCACCAUGUAUCCUCCUCACUGAAGGCCGGAAGAAUAUAGACUGCAAAAGCUGAAAAGAAAACCAGAAUUUGGCCUCAGAUCUCUGUUGCACUUUGAUCUCUAUCCAGAACUUCCACUGACAUCAAUAAUAGUUCUGUGCAUGUAUCAGAAAAGAUAACUUUUGCCCUACAUUGACAGCUUUGCUGUUCAGCUGUAAAUACCAAGGCAACAUACUGUUUUAAGACCUGCUACUGUUUCAUAUUUAAUUUCAUCAAACUGAUUUGUAGCUGCAAUUAGGAUUAAAACAUGGCUUGUUUGCUUUCUCUUGGGGUAGGGAAUCAGAUGAUAAAAUUUCAGAGAUACUAAUUAACAGCACAGUAUUAGUUUGGACAAAGUGCACAUAACACUGGAUUAUGUUUGUAUUUCUUCCAACAAAGAGGGGGAAUGCGACAAUACAGUAUGCCAGCACCUUCAGCUCAGAGGUAGAGUACCAGUGUCUUUGGGAAGCUAAUGCUUCAGUACAUACAGUAUAUCACCAGUAAAGCCAUAUCACAGUUUAUGAAAAAUUGUGUAUCCUUUCCAUAUGAACUUUCUGAAAACCAGGUAUUUUGCACAUACUGGCUAUUCAAGUAGGAUUUUAUGAAGUUGCGGUUUACAGUCAAUGUAGUUAGAAGUUGGAGUAUGAUAAACUUGUAUUGUAUUUGGAGUUUUUUAUUGUAAUGAUAUACUAUACAUUUGUUUAACUGAAAAAAGCAAAAAUAUGUUGCUUUACUGUGGAUUUAU
This is a messenger RNA of Terrapene triunguis (Three-toed box turtle), 3666 nucleotides long. It is a transcript of the gene SLC30A4, whose product is annotated as solute carrier family 30 member 4. The coding region runs from base 398 to 1693 and encodes 431 amino acids. Gene Ontology annotation, cellular component: plasma membrane. The record is from RefSeq and is a predicted model, not a curated record. Gene Ontology annotation, molecular function: zinc ion transmembrane transporter activity. The transcript is spliced from 8 exons. Lineage: Eukaryota; Metazoa; Chordata; Testudines; Emydidae. Gene Ontology annotation, biological process: response to zinc ion; zinc ion transmembrane transport.